Messenger RNA from Scutellospora calospora, 348 nucleotides. The record is from the annotation of a GenBank genome assembly. NCBI's taxonomy places the organism in Eukaryota, Fungi, Glomeromycota, Glomeromycetes, Diversisporales, Gigasporaceae.
AUGUCUACACAAAAACGUGGUUCAAUAACUUGUCACGUACUUGAUUCUUCACGCGGAAUUCCUGGAAAAAAUAUCGAGGUCUUAUUGGAAUAUCAAGAGACUGGCAAUGGAAGAUGUUCAGACUUAGUCCCCUCCGAUCAUCAAAUAUCUUUGGCCAAUUAUUCUGAUGAAGAUUUAAAAGCAAUUUAUCGUCUCACUUUUUUCACUACUCCUUAUUUUAAAAGUUAUGGACAAGAAUCAUUUUAUCCCUUUGUUCAGGUCGUUUUUCAAAUAAAGGAUCUCACACAACAUUAUCAUGUUCCAUUAUUGAUCGCACCUUUCUCUUACACAACUUACCGUGGAAGUUAA